UUUUGACUUGAGUUCGUUGUCACAUUUCUGUGGGGCCAAUUAUGUAUUACUCGUGCACUCACUGUAGUUGUCUCGCCAUGCUGCACUAUUUGCAUAUACUGGCCACUCAUGCCAGAGUAGCAUCUGCUCCAUUUGCACACUGAUUGAGGAGUAUCUGUAACAUUUGCACAACCAACGUUGUCCCAGAUUAUCGCACUACUCAUCACUUUAAACUGCAUACACUCCUUGAAGUCUCAGCGCCCUUUGCACAAUGGUCAUUGCACCGGACUUUUGCAGUAUUAGUCAUUCGAACUGCUCUAAGUGCUAGAGGACUCUGCAUCUUUUUGCACAAUUGUUUUUUGUCAAUGUCUUUAUGUCUCCAAAGUGUUCUGUAAAUUGACUGUCUGUUGUACUAGAGCGGCUCCAACUACCGGAGACAAAUUCCUUGUGUGUUUUGGACAUACUUGGCAAAUAAAGAUGAUUCUGAUUCUGAUAAUACGCACCCCCAAAGUUGAACUCAAAAGUCUGGAAAACCCUUCUACCUAUAUAUAAUGCAUUUUUUCAAUACAUGAUUUUGCUGGGAAUUGUAAACAUUUGAGGUGAAGGCAUCAAUUGCUCGCUGUUUUUUGCUUAUCGCGGCACGGUUUAGUCUUGGUUUUACUGUACCUGUAAUUUUAUCCAGCCCUGAACAUUGGUAGGAAGCCACCGUUCUGCACUCAGAAUCAUACACUUAAGCCUUAAGCUCCAAUAAUACUUGUCAUAACCUUUAUAUGUGAAACCUUUUCUCUUUUUUCAGUUCAUUGGUGCCUUACAAUAUGGCGCCACAUUAUGAUGCCAUGUUAUUACCUAUCGGACGCAGCUAAUGUCAACCCACCUCCAAAAAAAAACGAAAACAAAACACAUCAGGCUUCACCUUUACAAACAGUACUGUGGUUAGCUGGACCAGACUGGACCACUUGUUGUAAACGUCGCUAUUAAACUGCCCUCACCUCCAUCUUUUUACCCCUCUCAUUAUGACGCCUGCAGCGUGAGUGCAUCUCCAGUGCUUUGAGAUAUUUAAAAAAGCGGGAAACAAGUUGAGACUGGAAGCAGCUCGGGUUGUCGGGGUGCAGAUGCCAUGUCUGAGUCAUCAAGUUUCACAGUGAAACCAAGAAGUGUCACAAUCAGCGGCAUCCUCCAUACACGUCCCACCCCCAGACUCGGUUUCCUUUCUGCGAUCUCUUAACGCCUUUCACGCCUCCCUUCCUCCUUCGCUCAAUGAAGACAUGUUGACUGUUGGAAUAUUUGUAGUUUGGCGACAACUGUGGAGAUUUGUUUUUUUUUGGGGGGGGGGGUUGCAUCGUCCACGUUAACUCAUCUUCUCUUUGUACACAGGUCCGAUUCCGGCCGAGCGAGAGGGUGAGCUGGCCAUGGGGGUGGGUCGCACUGAAACCUCUCCGCUGAGCGGGCCAGUGGGGCAAGGCCUCAACACAACCCAGAAUUCCCAGCGACCAAGCGCCUGCUGCUUCUGCUGGUGCUGCUGUUGUAGCUGUUCAUGUCUUACCAUCAGGAACGAAGAUGAGAGGAGGAGGCGCAGGAGGAAGAGGAUAUCACAGGACAACAAGAUGGAAACAAUACCAAACUGUGAAGCUUGCACCAAACCCUCAGUGGAGGAAAUGCAGCUCUGGUCUCAAUCUUUCGACAAGCUGAUGAGGAACCCGGCGGGUCGCAAUGUUUUUCGGGAGUUUUUGCGCACAGAGUACAGUGAGGAGAACAUGUUGUUCUGGCUGGCCUGUGAAGACCUCAAACAGGAAAUUAACAAGAACAUAAUUGAGGAGAAGGUGCUCUCCAUCUACGAGGACUACAUUUCCAUACUGUCGCCAAAAGAGGUGAGUCUGGACGCUCGCGUACGGGAGGUGAUCAACAGGAAGAUGCAUGACCCGACACCUCAGACUUUCGAGGACGCCCAGUUGCAGAUCUACACACUGAUGCACAGGGACUCCUACCCACGAUUCCUCUCCUCCACCAUCUACAAAUCACUCUUUCACGGGAACUCACGGAGCUCCUCCGAGUCCUAGUCCAGCACUGUCCUACACGCUUCCCUUCUGACCAUUUCAUAUCCCUACAGGUGAUACUGCCCUUACCCCAAAUCUAUGCCAUGACUGCCAAGACUUUACAAUGGCCAAGACACCUCAAGUCCACCUCUGUCCCAUCCACCCACUUGUGCAUUUCCCCUUUUUCACAUUCACAUCUUCCUUUUUAGUCUGUUUCUUCAUUCUCUUACGUUAAGGACAAAUCCAAACCAGAGGUACUCUCACAAAACCAUGAACAAUUGAUUGAUAAGGCCAGAGAGCAUUCAGUCUAACCACGUUACACAGCCUCUGCCCACUGUACUUGUGGCAGUGCUUAAAUGAUUGUUUGAUCAAUUUCACCAAGAUGCUUCUUUUUUAUGUUUUAGAACUGGAACUGACCCCUGCUGGUUGACGAUGACACAUUGUCAUCUGACAUGCUUUGGAUAGUCUUUAUCAACGGUACAGAAAAUUUUUAGUCAAUCCGGAUGAAUUAGUGCUUCAUAUUUCCAUGUUUGACUCAAGAGGCCAGCAUGUCGAAAUGAAGAAGUUGCUAACUUCGUUGAGCUGAAACUGAAGGAUUCUGCCUUAUACUGCAUUGACUCACGGUCGCCAACCAGUGGAAUCAAGUUGUAUUACAAGAGAAGACCCACCAGUGCUACGGUAGCCUAGUGAGGCUAAAAUUAAUGUCAAUACAAUGUGUACUGUAAUGGAGCUAAAAGUACCCCCAGAUAUUAAUGUAGUACAAUACUAUCAUUAUAGUAUUUAAAUUUAGAAUAGUAUUAUUCAAUGUGGGCAGCAUUGUGGUUGAGCGGUUAGCACGCCAGCCUCCCAGUUCUGAUGUUUGGCAUUCAAAUCUCAGCCCUGGCCUUCCUGUGUUGACCUUGCGUGAGUUUUCUCCGAGUACUACACUUUCUUCCUCCAUUGCCAAAACAUACGUUAGGUUCACUGAAGACUCUAAAUUUGGGGGUUUUAAAUGGAGCCUUCUAUUCCAAUUAUAAUUGGUUUAGAAGCCCAAACUGAGUGAAAAUGCUCCAUAUAAACACCUCAAUUGAAAUAUACAGACCGAAUCCGAAUGGACUUUCAUUCAGUUUCACAGGGGCGGAACAUUCCUUUUGCCAAACCGAUCAGAAUAAAAAUUUUAUAAACCAUGACUUGGAAAGGAGCCGGGCUGCGCUCUGUCUCUGCAUGCUCUCUGUUGACGUAAAUGUGCGGUGACGUCAUCGUUUACACACGUAAACAAGGCGCCUCCCAACCAGAGCUCUUAUGCGACGGAUAUCUUUUGAACUACAUGUAACUUGUUUUGCUCAAGCUGUUGUAGAAUCCCAACUGCUGUGAUAAAUAGACGACGGACCUCCAUCUUGAUAAAAUGACGUUCACGACGAAGUGCGCGUGUCACACGGCUGUUCCGAUUAAGUGUAAUGCACAUCAUGUAUAUAUCUGAUCGGAAUAGAUCACGUCACAUGUAAACAAUUGACCGGAGAUCUUCAACUGGAAUGAAUUCAAUCGGAAUGCCAAAAGAUCUGCACGUAAUUCUGGUUAUUGUCCAUAGGUGUUAAUGACAGUGUGAAUGGUUGUUUGUCUCCGCAUGUGCCGUGCGAUUGGCGGGCGACCAGUCCAGGGUGUACCCCGCCUCUUGCCCAAAGUCAGCUGGGAUGUGCUCCGACUCACCCGCGACUCAAAUGAGGACGAUCAUAAUAGAAAAUAGAUAAAUGGGGGGAUUACAUUUGUGAAUUUUAGCUGUUUGACCUACAGAGCUCUAUUUGGGUCUACAUACUUUUUAUUUGUUUUAUUUUAACACAAAAUCGAGAAAACGUCAUUAUUUGUCGGUCCUGUUGUUUUUUUCCAUUCCCUAUUCCUCAUCAUGUUUGUCCAUCUUCUUCCUCGUUGCUUGUGUUCCCAGCCACCUCAUUUUUUAGGCCGCCCGAAGACUGCAGUCGUUCAAAUCCCUGAGCUAGUUGACCAGCCAAUCACCUUUAAGAGCCAAUGAAAGGAGGGCAUUCUUGACUCCGCCCACCUCCAUGCCUCGUUUGCCUUCUUUGAGGAUUUUAUUAUCUUUUUACCCCUUUUGCAACUGGAAAGCACAGGACCAUUCCUUCAAACUGUUUCUUCUCACUGCUGUGAUGGACUCAUUAUGGAUGCUGACUACUGAUUUACAAACCCAAAACAAGAGUUGUUGUUUUUUGUUUGUUUGUUUUUUCCCCCCCUAAAAACAGGAACAAUGACUUUUGAACCAUUGGACAUCCAUUUGAAUUUGUUUCCUGUUGUCUCACACUUUUCACACUCUGGGAUUAUUAUUAUAAUUUUUUUUUUAAACAAAAAAAGAGGACAAUCCUUUGUGGACUCAACGGGGCCAACAUAUGAUGCAACACACACGCUGCAAUAAAAACUGGAGUUCACACACAUGCACACGCACACACACACACACAUAGUAUUUAUAGCACCAUACAUCAGAGGAUAUAAAAAAUGUUUUAGUAAGACUAAUAUAAAACUGUCUAAACCGCUAAUGUCGAAAAUUAUUUUUUUGCUCAAAAACCGUAAGUGCGGUGAUGCAGAUACACAUGCAUAGUAUUUAUAUCACCAUACGAUACGAUACGAUAGUAUAUUUAUUUAUUUAUAAAUACAUCGGAACCUCUUUGGUCGAACACAAUCUGUUCUGGGAUGCCGGUCAACCUCCUAUUAGUUCAAAGUUCAAAACAAUAUUUCCAUCAUGAAACCUCUAUUAACUGUACAGACAAGGGUUUAGGUAACAUUUGAUCAUUUUCAACCAUCAUACAAGUAUAAGAAUAUGUUAACUACAAUUAAUAUUCAAACUCCACAAAGGUAACAGAUGACUGAUAAUGGCGUAAUAAAUAAAGUUGUAGCAUUAGCUACACACAAGUGUAAAAAAAAAUUAAUUAAAAAGUUCUAAACAGUAAAGUGUAAAAAUAAUACCUCUGCCUUAACUUUGGUAACAAAUGACUCGGGCAUGUAUGAUGACACUGGAAUCUGACUGGCAUAAAUAUGAGGCCAACUUGACAUAACGGUUUAUAAAAUGUUCUAAAUUCUUCUUUUCCCCUCAUGUUCUUCUUCAUUUAACACUCCUUAUUUAGGCUGCUACUCCUUUUCGAAUAAGUGUCCCAAGAAAAGCCAAAUGAACAACACGCAGUUAAUCCUAUGAGGCUCACUGUAAUGAGUUUAAGUUGACCUCUUGCGAAUAAUUCGUGAGUCCCGUUUGGAUUUUGAGGAUGUUCAGCCGUAGAGGUUCCACUGUGACGAUUUGUGUCUGAAGCCCACCAAUGUCUCACUGUUACAACAUGUUGGGAAGUGUCUUCAUGUUAAACGCGAAAACUAAACUAUUUCUCAGCAGCCUGAAGUAAAAUUGUUUUGUUUUGGUUAGUUGCGUAUUUGUAAGUAUAGUGAUGCAAAAACACACGCACACACCAGGGUGGCCUACCUGGUUGCUGCUGCUGACUUUUCACCUUUGACCUCACCACUGUUUGCCGCCGGCUCCUGAUUGGCUGCCUGCGGGCUCUGAGCUCAACUGGGGUUGGUCGAUUCAGGUGCAUAACUUAAAGAUACGCUGACCAGCCACAGCUUUGUUAACACUUGCAAAAUAUGAUAUGUCAUACAAGAGCUGUAUCAAAUAUUGUGCCUAUACAAAGAUAGGAAUGUUCAGUUUUGAUUGACACUGUCAGUGAUGUAUUGAUUUAACAAUUGAAAAUCUUCAUUAUUGUGUUUGUCAUUUUCAAUGGUGGGGAACUGCAUGAGAUCAUAAUACUUACUUCAUUGAGACAUUGCUCUCUGGGAGCAUUUUUACCUUCGUUAACCAGAAUUUUGAAUAUGGCGCAUGUAUAUUAUACAGUAUUGUGCCAUUGGUCAUGAUGCUCCGGCUGGUCGGUGACGCGUCAUGCGGAAAAGUAGUCAGUCUGUGGAGGCCAAAAUCAAAAAGCCUCAUUUUUAACUAAACUGGCCACUAAAUGCAUUUAUCUUGGUAUUGUUCAUGUUAUUUAUUUUGGUGAAAGACUGUGAUUUGAUUUGUGCAUAUAUAAACAGGAAGCCUUGAGCAUCCAGCUUAAAGCUGCGUUUGUUUUUUGGGGUGUUACGUUCCGUUUUGUGA
Messenger RNA from Phyllopteryx taeniolatus (common seadragon), 6126 nucleotides. Its product is annotated as regulator of G-protein signaling 20-like. The transcript is spliced from 5 exons. The record is from RefSeq and is a predicted model, not a curated record. Lineage: Eukaryota; Metazoa; Chordata; Actinopteri; Syngnathiformes; Syngnathidae. The coding region runs from base 1389 to 2036 and encodes 215 amino acids.